Messenger RNA from Plasmodium relictum, 2961 nucleotides. Its product is annotated as conserved Plasmodium protein, unknown function. The transcript has a single exon. The record is from RefSeq and is a predicted model, not a curated record. The coding region runs from base 1 to 2961 and encodes 986 amino acids. Lineage: Eukaryota; Apicomplexa; Aconoidasida; Haemosporida; Plasmodiidae.
AUGAUCAACGAAAAAAAACAAAAUAUUUAUUUAAAUGAAAAUGAAAAUGAAAAUAAAACUGAAAUAUCUCAAUUAGAAGAGAAUAAUAAUCUUAAUUCAAAAAAAUCAAAUGAAGAAAAAAAUAAUAUUAAUAAUUGGAACAACCAUAAUAAUAUAAUAAUUGAUAAAAAAAAUUUUAAAAAAAAUAAUGAAGAAAAAAUUAAUGAAAAUAUGAAAGUAAAAAAUAUAGAAGAGUCUUUAGAUAAUAUUAAAAAUGAAAUUACUUCAUCUACAGAUAAUAAAAAAAUUAAAAAUGUUUCAAAUUUUAUUAAAAUGGAUAUAAAUAAUGAUUUAAUAAAUGAAAAAAAUAUAGAAAAAGGUAAUUCCAUUAUAAAAUCUGAAAAUAAUUCAUUUAAUAAUACAGAAAAGAUAAACAAAAAAAAUGGAAGGAUACUUAACGAAGAAAAAGAUGUUGAAGAAAAUGUAAUAAGUGAAAAAAAAAAUGAAGAAAAAAAAGUGAUAAAUAAAAAUAUUUUAGGAAAAGAAGAGUGGAAUAAUAACAAUAUACCAUAUUCAUAUAAAAAUAAUGAAUCUCUAAAAAAUAACCUGGAUUCUUUAAAAAGAAGUGAAAUAACAGAUAAAAAAUUUAAAAAAAAAGACUUAUAUUCCCAUAAUAUAAGUACUUUAAAUGAUAAUUUUCAAAAAGAUUCAUAUUUAUCUGAGAAAAAAAAAAGUGAAAAUAUUGAUGAAGAAAAGGAUGAAAAUAAAAAAGAUCAUUUUCACUAUAUUAAAGAAGAAAAUGGAAAAGAUGAUAAAAAAAAUGAAAUAAAUUUUAAUAAUGAAUUGGAAAACGAUGGAUAUGAAAAAGAGGACAAUUUUACAGAAAACAGUAAUAGUAACUUGAAAAAAAAAAUAACACUUUUAAAAAGAAAUGAAAUGAAAUAUGAAGAAUAUAUUAAUGAAAAAUCAUCCAUUAAUAACAAUAACUUUAAUAACAAUACAAAAAAUGAAAAAACCUUAGAACAAAGAGAAAAAGAAUAUAAUAAAAUCCGAGCUAGAAUUUUUUCAAAUUUUAAUAAAAAAAAAAAUAUUAUAAAAUUAGAAGGUGAUAAUGGAAAUAAUAAUUAUAUAAAUAAUAUUCCUAUUAAUAUGCCUAAUGUAGACCCUUAUGCAUAUAUGAAUAAUUUUUAUAAUAUUUUUCCAAAUAAUUCUUUUAAUCAAUUUUAUUCACAAAAUAAUGUUCCUGUUUGUAAUUUGAAUAAUUCAAGUGAUAUACCUUCACCUUAUUAUUUUCCUGAUAAUAAUAUCCCAUAUUCAAAUUAUAUGUAUAAUCUUCAAAAUCAGCAAAAUUUUAUGAAUAAUAGUGCGUUACAUCCAUUUAAUAAUAAUAUAUCUAAUAAUAAAUAUUUUGAUAACUAUAAAAAUAAUAAUUACUUAAGUAAUAAUAACAGCAACAAUAACAAUAAGACUUGUAAAAAUCUUAAUAGAAAUUUUUAUGACAUUAAUAAUACAAUGUAUAAUAACCCUUAUGCAAUCAAUACAUAUUUAAAUGAUAUGAAAAAAAACAAUUUGAAUAAUAGUAUUUAUCCUCCAAUGAAUAUAAAUAAUAAUUUAAACCAAGAUUGUAAAAAUCAAGUAACGAAUAUUGAUCAGCAAAAAAAUCCAUUUCCAAUUAAAAAAGAAUUAAAUUCUUAUAAUUCAUUAAAUAAUAAAAUAAAAAAUUCAAAUAAGGAAAACAAAAAUUUUUAUUAUAACAAAAUUGAUAAUAAUUCAAAUAAAAAAAACUUAAGAAUAUCACAAAAAAAUAAAAAUAAAAAUGAUGAGUUAAGUAAUAAUUUAUCUACAGAAAAAAAAAGAGAAACAAAUAAUAAUAAAGAUAAUAUUAAUAGUAAUAAUAAUAAAGAUAAUAUUAAUAGUAAUAAUAAUAAAGAUAAUAGUAAUAAUAAUAAUAAUGAUAAUAAAAUUAACAAUAAUAAUAAAACUAAUAACAAUAAUAACAACAAUAACCAUAAUAACAAAAUUAAUACUAAUAAAAAUGAUAAUAAAAUUAACAAUAAUAAUAAAGUUAAUAACAAAAAUAACAAUAGUAAUAACAAUAAUAACAAAAUAAACAAUAAAACUAAUAACAAAAUUAAUAGCAAAAAUAACAGUAAUAAUAAUAAAAAUAAUACUGUUAAAGCCAAUACUAUUACUAUUAAUGACGAUGAUGUUAAUAAUAAUAAAUAUAAAAUAAAUGAACAAGAAUACAAUAAAAAUGAUGAAAAGUAUAAUAAUUUAAAAAAAAAUACAAAAUCCUCUAAUAAUAAUAAUAAUGAUUAUGCACAAGAGAAUAUAAAUAGUAUUCAGUAUAGACUAAUUAAUAAAAAAGAAAAUAUAACAACAAAUUUUGAAAAAAAUUAUAAAAAAAAUAUAUAUUCAAAUGUCAAUGUAGAAGAUAAUAAUUCACAAGAAAAAAUUCAUCAUGCAAAUACAAAAAUAGAAAAUAAAAAUACCAAUAUAGAAAGACAAAAAGUUUCUUAUUUAAAAUCAGUUAGAAGCAUUGCUGAUAAGGAAAAUUAUAAUAUAUCAAAUAUUUAUCAUACAGAUGAAAAUCAGGUAGUUUCAUCAGAACUAAAUAAUAAAAAAGAAAUAGAUUUAAAAGGAAAAAAGAAAAAAAAUACAAAUAAAAAAAAAAAGAAAAUUACACAAAAUGAUGUUAAUAAAAUGCCCAUUAAUAACAUGAAUAAUGCAAUGUAUUUUUCGAAUAGAGAUUUUCAGAAAGAUGAUAAUAUGUUAUUUUUAUACAAUCAUAAUAAUAAUAUGCAAAACAAUAAUUUUAAUUAUAAUUUGAUUAAUUAUCCAUAUCAAGUAUAUUAUGCACAAAAUAUUGUGAAUGAUUUAGAUUACUGUAGAGAUAUAUCUCUGUAUGAAAAAAGAUACGAUAAAGGAGAUAAUUUAUUACAUAACCAUAAAAGAUAUGAUAUUGAUUUUCCUUCAUUAUAA